Zingiber officinale is the source of this 967-nucleotide messenger RNA. Its product is annotated as protein HEADING DATE 3A-like. Lineage: Eukaryota; Viridiplantae; Streptophyta; Magnoliopsida; Zingiberales; Zingiberaceae. The transcript has 5 exons. The record is from RefSeq and is a predicted model, not a curated record. The coding region runs from base 226 to 741 and encodes 171 amino acids.
UUAGAGAAUAACUCAUCAGAUUUACUCACCAUGCAGUGGCUCAUCCACUUGCUCUUUAUUCAAUAUACUCUUACGUAUACCCAAAAAAAAGUAGAUUCCAGUUCCUAUGUCAGAUUUGAGGCCUCUUAUCAUUUGCAGCAGUAUAAAUGGACCUCCAAUUCAUCCACGCAACCAUCGAGCCGCUGCUAAGGAAUAGGACCAUUCAAAACCUCUCUGUCGUUAGUAAUGUCGAGGGAUCCUCUCGUUGUAGGGAAUGUGAUCGGUGAUGUGUUGGACCAAUUCGUCCAAACAGCAAAUUUUCGGGUGAUGUACAACAAGGAAAUAACGAAUGGGUCUGAACUCAAGCCGUCUGUAGUGGCUAAAGAGCCAAGGGUUGAGAUCAGAGGCCAUGACAUGAGGACCCUUUAUACACUUGUUAUGGUGGAUCCAGAUGCACCAAGCCCCAGUAAUCCAACAAAGAGGGAGCAUCUUCAUUGGUUGGUGACAGACAUCCCAGAAACAACUAAUGCCAGAUUUGGAAAUGAGAUUGUUUGCUAUGAGAGCCCCCAGCCAACCGCUGGGAUUCAUCGAUUUGUGUUUGUGCUCUUUCGGCAAUCAGUUCGACAAACGGUCUACGCACCAGGGUGGAGACAAAACUUCAACACAAGGGAUUUCUUACAGCUCUAUAACCUUGGGGACCCUGUUGCUGCACUGUUCUUCAAUUGCCAAAGGGAGAAUGGCUGUGGUGGAAGAAGGUACUAAUCUUAAUCUGUCAAUGGAUGGACUUGAUUGUGAAGUUGUCAAGUAUGUAUGAUCAUUCAAGGAGACAGCAUCCAUGCAAGAUUUACACAUAUUAUCAACUUUAAUUGUCAUUUCAGAUACAAUAAUUAAGCUGUGUUUUGAUGGUAACUAAUCUCUCUAUGAAUAGGUUUGUCUCUACAAUAUUUUUGUGUGGAAGUGUGUUGCAUCUGAUUCAAGAAGGUUAUAC